AGUUGAGUUACUGACCGUCUAUGAGCCGCAACACUGUUUACCAGCAAAUAUAAGGAACUAAAAGUGGUCAUAGCAAUUAGUGAGGACACAGGAAGUUUCUCUGUGCUGUUGUGCAAGCUGAUGCUCUGAUCUAGCAAAAAAGGAAAGGACUCCAGGGUAUUUCUUUUUUCCUGAGCUCAAACAGCAAAAACAGACAAUUGACAAGAUGGGGGACAAGGAAUAUAAAGAGAAAGUUGCUGUUGUGGAGGAGGAGCAGGUGAAGGUGCUUCAUGAAACACAGGCGUCAAUUGAACCGGAUGAAAAAGGCAACUACCCGCCUGCUGGGAACUCCAUCUACUCAGCCAUUCUGAGCAGAAAUGAGGCCGUGAAGGAUGCCAAGCGCCUCAAGACCUUCUUGGAGCUGCGGGACAAAUACGUGAAGAGGAAGGUUUUGUUCGAGGACCCUCUGUUCCCGGCGAAGGACUCCUCACUCUUCUACUGUGAGAAACCGGCCAUGAAGUUUGAGUGGAAGCGGCCCUCGGAAAUCUGUGACAACCCCCAGUUCAUCAUAGAUGGAGCCAACAGGACCGACAUCUGCCAAGGAGAACUGGGUGACUGCUGGCUGCUGGCCGCCAUCGCCUGCCUGACGCGAAACGAGAAGCUGCUGUACAGAGUGAUCCCGCCCGAUCAGAGCUUCAGCGAGAACUACGCCGGCAUCUUCCACUUCCAGUUCUGGCGCUACGGCGAGUGGGUGGACGUGGUGGUGGACGACCGCGUCCCCACCUGCAACAACAAGCUGGUGUUCACCAAAUCCUACAGGAAGAACGAGUUCUGGAGCGCUCUUCUGGAAAAGGCUUACGCAAAGUUGCACGGAUCCUAUGAGGCACUGAAGGGAGGGAACACUUUAGAAGCCAUGGAGGACUUCACAGGCGGAGUGACAGAGUUCUUUGAGUUGGCGGAUUCGCCUAAAGACCUCUACACCAUCAUGAGGAAGGCGCUGGACCGAGGCUCGCUGAUGGGCUGCUCCAUAGAUGUCUCUUCAGCCUGUGAAGUGGAGAGCCGCUCUGAACAGGGGCUGGUCAGAGGACACGCCUACUCCAUCAUAGCCCUGGAGGAGUGUGACGAGGCGGGGAAGGACAGCAGGAUCCGCCUGAUCCGCCUGCGCAAUCCUUGGGGUGUGGUGCUGUGGAAGGGAGCCUGGAGCCCCAACUCCAAGGACUGGUCCAGCAUUUCCAUCGCCGACAGAGAGAACCUGAAGAAACAGACGGUGGAGGCGAGCGAGUUCUGGAUGUCCUUUGAUGACUUCAAGAGGAACUUCACCAAGCUGGAGCUGUGCAACCUCACCCCCGACGCCCUGCAGGGUGAUGAGAGGCACACGUGGUCGGUGUCGGUCAACGAGGGCCGGUGGGUGAGAGGCAGCUCCGCCGGCGGCUGCAGGAACUUCCCAGAAACCUAUUGGACCAACCCUCAGUAUCGUCUGGAGCUGUAUGAGGAGGACGAUGACCCAGAGGACGGGGAGGUGGUCUGCACCGUCGUCGUGGCCCUGAUGCAGAAAGGUCGGAGGAUGCAGCGUCAUAAAGGGGCCAAGUUUCUAACCAUUGGAUUUUCACUCUAUCAGGUGCCCAAGGAGAUGUGCGGACAGAAUCAGCACCUGCAGAAAGACUUCUUCCUGUACACCGCCUCCAAAGCUAAGUGCAAGGCGUACAUGAACCUGCGGGAGGUCACCGAGCGCUUCCGCCUGCCGCCGGGCGAGUACGUCGUCAUCCCCACCACCUUCGAGCCCAACCUGGAGGGCGAGUUCAUCCUCAGGGUCUUCUCCGAGAAGCAGAGCACGUCUGAGGAAGCUGAGAACACCAUCGGGUCGACCCAACCGCAGCAAGCAGACAAGAUAAAGAAAGACAAGCCUAUCGUGUUCGUGUCGGACAGAGCGCGGGCCAACAAAGAAAUCGAGCACGACGGCAUUCAGGGUGAAAAGAGGAAGAAACCAAAACUCAAACUGUUGCAACCUGCGGAGGAGACUGAGGAGGAAAAACAAUUCAGAGCCAUUUACAAACAAGUAGCUGGUGAGGACAUGCAGAUCUGUGCCAACGAGCUCAAAGCCAUCAUGAGGAACGUGCUCGACAAGCACGGUGAAAUCAAGACGAAAGAAGGUUUCAGCCUUGAGACGUGUCGGAGCAUGAUCGCGUUAAUGGACACUGACGGCACUGGGAAGUUGAACCUGCAGGAAUUCAAACACCUGUGGAAAAAGAUCAAGGAGUGGCAGCUGAUCUUUAAACUCUACGAUAAAGACAAGUCCUCCUCCAUUAGUAGUUUUGAGAUGAGGAAUGCUGUUAAUAAUGCAGGGUUUCAGCUCAACAAACAGCUGUAUGACAUCAUAGCCAUGCGCUACGCAGACGAGCGCCUCAACAUCGACUUUGACAGUUACAUCUGCUGCUUAGUGAGGCUGGAGGGCAUGUUCAGAGCUUUCAAUGCCUUUGACAAAGAUGGAGAUGGUCUAAUCAAACUCAAUGUCCUGGAGUGGCUUCAGCUAACCAUGUACUCUUGAAGUGAGUCUGGAGGAGCUGCAGCAGCAGCUCACAUCACUUCCCUUCACGGAUACAUUUAUUUUAGCUUAUUUCUAAGCAACUGACAUAUUUAAACAUGUGCAGAAGUGUGACAAAGUUUGAAUAUAAAAGUCAAAUUAAACUGAUAAUCCUGAAAUUGUCCAGUCAUGUAGUAACAUUAUAAAAAGGAACUAAUGUAAACAUACUGUAGGUUAUGUUCAAAUGUUUUACAAUUAAAUAUGAGGUAAGAAUUACA
Betta splendens (Siamese fighting fish) is the source of this 2778-nucleotide messenger RNA. RefSeq names its product calpain 3b (gene capn3b). The transcript has 23 exons. Gene Ontology annotation, molecular function: calcium-dependent cysteine-type endopeptidase activity; calcium ion binding. Gene Ontology annotation, biological process: proteolysis; negative regulation of apoptotic process. Bases 206 to 2524 code for a protein of 772 amino acids. Gene Ontology annotation, cellular component: cytoplasm. The record is from RefSeq and is a predicted model, not a curated record. NCBI's taxonomy places the organism in Eukaryota, Metazoa, Chordata, Actinopteri, Anabantiformes, Osphronemidae.